UAAUGGAGACGAUAUAAAUACUUCUUAGAUCCUUUAAAAGUUAAAACUGAUCAAUAUUGCCGUUCUUCUCAAAAACCUAGCAUAGUCUUUAUCUUCUUUCUAAGAUGGACGGAUCCGGGAACGAAUGUCUGCCGAAUACAGCCGAAUCACAUCAACGCAAGGAGAAUUUCGUCAGACACAUGAAAGAAUGGAUGGAUAUCUGUGCGAGGACGACUAUGAUCAGGGUUGAGGGAUUCAACACUUCCUCUGAUCGCCUUGUGCUCUACAGGGCCUUGAAAGACCUCUUCGAAACGUGUGGAGAAGUGGAGAACAUUGAGAUCAGGGUAGAUCCGGAGUCAAAACUCAUCAGGUCUUGCCUUGUUAUCCUUCUCGGAGAAGGUGCCAAAGAGAAAGCUUUACUUCUCAACGGUAGCGAAGUUGAAGGAAGGAAGCUGACUCUCUCAGCAGUUGAGCCCACUGAUGGGUUGACUACAUCAGCUCGAGCUGCUAAGUACGUGGAAGACUUCCAAAAGAACAGGAGCGAAUCCAUAUCAGUAACUGGAUAUGACCCUUCUCUUCCUCAAGAAGAUCUCAAGAGUGCUUUGUGUAAGCACUUCGCUGCGUGUGGUGAAAUCACGGACAUCUUCGUCCAAGACAGCUGUGCCCUUGUCCACCUGUAUGGGCUAGGCUCCCUGCAGCGAGCCGUCCGAUUGAAUGGAACCGACAUCGGAGGAGGCUUCACGCUGACCGUCGAAGCCAUGCCCUAUCAAGUUGGCCGUGGUUUACAUUGUUGAUGCAAUAAGACUACUAGAAACCUUGUGGAGAAAGAGUGUUUUCUUGUGUUCUCAAGUCUAUAAGCCUGUGAUACCGCAUCGUUUUAUUAUUUCAGUUUCUUUAAAAUUUGCUAAAGCUUAAAACACUUUCUUUCCUUUGUGGUAUUGAUGAAUACUUUUUCAUGAUGACUGUUCACCGCUACUGUUGGUUCUUUGUGAUUAUAACCCUUUGUCAU
This is a messenger RNA of Raphanus sativus (radish), 988 nucleotides long. Its product is annotated as nucleolin 1. Gene Ontology annotation, molecular function: RNA binding. Lineage: Eukaryota; Viridiplantae; Streptophyta; Magnoliopsida; Brassicales; Brassicaceae. The coding region runs from base 105 to 773 and encodes 222 amino acids. The transcript has 8 exons. The record is from RefSeq and is a predicted model, not a curated record.